AUGCAGCAUGCCCUAAGCCCUACACCUCGCUACGCACUACGGCGGGCGGCCAACCAAAAAUCCGCAAAGUGCAUCGCGAAUCCAACCGCACCGACGAGCCUUCGACUUCGACAACCCCCUUCAGCAACCACCGUCGUCGCCAACCCCAAGUCAUCAACCGUCGUGAUGGCGCAGGAACGUUCCGGAAUCGUGGUCGGUCUCAACAAGGGCCACAAAACCACCCCCCUCAACACCCCCAAGACCAAGAUUAGCCGCACCAAGGGCCAGUCUUCCCGCCGCACUGCCUUCGUCCGCGAGAUCACCCGCGAGGUUGUCGGUCUUGCCCCCUAUGAGCGCCGUAUCAUCGAACUCCUGAGAAACACUCAGGACAAGCGCGCUCGUAAGCUUGCUAAGAAGAGGCUCGGUACUUUCACCCGUGGCAAGAGAAAGGUUGAGGACAUGCAGACCGUCAUCGCCGAGGCCCGUCGUGUUGGUGGUCACUAA
Molecule: messenger RNA, 483 nt
Organism: Aspergillus chevalieri
Lineage: Eukaryota; Fungi; Ascomycota; Eurotiomycetes; Eurotiales; Aspergillaceae
Gene: RPL36
Product: 60S ribosomal eL36 domain-containing protein
Exons: 4
Coding region: 1-483 (160 amino acids)
Biological process (GO): cytoplasmic translation
Cellular component (GO): cytosolic large ribosomal subunit; ribosome
Molecular function (GO): structural constituent of ribosome
Source: RefSeq, a predicted model, not a curated record